ACCAUUUCAAAUUGCGUCUUGUUUUGGAAGCAUGUUACUAAACAAACCUAAAAUAAAAAUAACUCUUGGUUUUUUAAUUGGCUGAUUUAUUUGUUUGUCAGUUAUGGAUAGAGAUGACUUUGUGAGGGGGAAUAAUAGCAACAGAAAGACAAGCCGAAACAACUAUCACUGAUGAAUGAUGAUCCGUUAGAAUAUCUCUCUCUCUCGUAACUAGAAUAAACCCUUGUUCGAAAACGCGCUCCAGGUGGCCGAAAACGCGUCGGAAAAACGUGAGACGACGGCACACCGUGGCGAUUUCCAUUGAUUCGGUCAGUUCCUCGGAAUUUUUUUUAAAACGAUUGUUUUGUAGGUUUUUGAGCCCAGAAUCACAUAUUAUAUCAUAAAUCUGUUCAAUAUAUGUUUAAAUCGACAAUUAUCAACCAAAAACAUCAUAAAAUCGUAAGAAAAAGGUGAAAGACGGCUGCAAAAAUUGCAGGUGGGGAGGUUGAAGAAGAGGGUAGUUUUGUCAUUUCCCUAUAAUUAAACCUAAUUCCUGAGAAAAUAAAAAAAAGUGAUUCACCUACCAUCGAACCCGUGUCCUUUGCAACUUUAAGAGAAGGGGAAACCACUAGACCACGUUUAAACGUUGGUAUGUUUUCACAAAUUUAAUAUCUAAACCUUAAAGUUAUAUAAAUGCCCUAAAAUAAAUUCCCGAUUAAUCCCCGCUUAAUUCUCGAUUUUCUCAUUAUACGCUAGGCCCAACCCAAACGUACGAGGAACGCCUAGCGAGUUUUUGAACAUUGAAUAAACGGAAAGAAAAAAAAUAGAGUUUCAUAUUUUUUUAAAGAAAAGAAUAUAGUUCUGACUUCUGAAGAGUAAGCUUUUAAUUAACUUCAAUAUCUUCUAAUGUCAUCGGUUCCCUCGAUUUGCGAAUAUAUAUAACGUCUGUAUUUGUUCCUUGUUAACUACAGGAAUCAUAUAUAGUAGAAAGCAAAAUCCUAUUGUUAUCGUUGGAUAAUUCAGUUAUGUAUAAAAUAUUACACAAUAAAGCUAAAAAAGAAAAAAAAGUAGAUAAAAAUAGUUUUUGUUUGUGUAGGACAUUUCUCUCACACAAGAAGUUGACGUAUGUGUAUGUACGAAUAAAAUACAUGUGCACGUAAACGUGACGAUCCUUGACAAGUCUGUCAAUGAUAACGUGAAAGUUGCAGUAAACAUCACCAUCUUGAUUCUUGAACAAGAAAGAGAUUACUUUGAAUCGUGGGUGAUUAAUUAUGAGGACACUUAUGAUUAAUUACGAAGAAACUCUUAUGAUUUUAAAGAGAUAAGACUCUACUUUGAAUCUUCUAAAAACAUUGCUGGAAAAUGCGGUUUAAAAUACUGCUCCACAUCCUCCUUCUUGGGUAACUUCUUCUUCCCCUUGAACCAUCCUUUGUAGAUGCUUGUCAGAACGUCUUUUCCAUAGGAGAUCGCCUCUUCUGCGUUUCCCUUCAACCAAGUUGUAAUAAACACCAAGAGAUUGAAAAUCAGAGUUAAAAUCAGAGUUAAAUUUGUGAAAACUAAAAUUCUAAAGUUUACCGCUGAUUUUCUCCCAUGUCCUUUUUGCUAACACCUUGGCCAGAUGAGCAACUUUUCUGGCCAAGAUAACAGUACCGGUCCAGACUUAUUUGGCGCCUAAAGCGUAUUAAUAAUGUCCUUAGUUUUCAAUUAAAUUUUUAUUGUAUUUUGAUGAUUAUGUAAAUAAACAAUAUGAUAUAUUUGUUUUAAUUAAAAAUAUAUUUUAUUUACUGAUAAACUUUCAAUAACCAAAAAUUUCAAGCCAACUCGGUUCAAAUAGCAUUGAUGGUCCAUUUUGUUGAUUACUAAUCUUAUAUUUUUGGUGGCAUUUUCUAUAAGUAAAAAUAAAUGUAUGAUAUGGAAAUACAUAUGAUAAAACUAUGUUAAGAUUUCAAUAGAAAAAAAAUAUUUUAACAUCAACAUCAAAUUCCCUUUAUGAAAUACUCACAACUUAAUUUAUGAUAAUUUGUUUGUUUAGAUUUCAUAAAUUUCUAAAAGUAAAAAUGAGAUGUACAAUAUAAGAAGCAUAUAAUUUAAAUCCAUUGUUACGGUAUCUUUUGUUUACACAUAUAUUUAAUAAAUAAAUUAAAAACAGAAAAAAUGGCAAGAAGAACGUACCUAAUGUUUUGCUUAAUUAAAAGGUUUAUUUUACAUAUUAUUUAGUACAACAUUUAUGAUAAAAGAGACCAAAUCUGUUAGAAAUUGUAUGUAAAUCGUUUAAAUUUUUAAAGGAAUGAAAACUUUAAAUUGUUAUUUAUUCUACAAUAAAAGAACAAAAAAAAAAGAGGAAGAAUCAAACUCCUAACCGUUAAAUUAAAGGAUAAGUACAUAAACCACCGAGCUAAAGUUAAUUAUAUAGCAUUUGUUUGGCGCUCCUCUCAAUUCUAGCGCAUAAAGUCUUUGUUUUACGGGCUUUAUCCCAGAGCCGGGCCUGUAAGGUAAAGAUCUGUUUGAAGUGUUUAUACGAACAAAAAGAUUGUUCUUUCCGGGUUGUUUAUACGAACAACCAGAUUGAAUUCAUCCUCCAUUAUCACGCCAUCAUUCAUCCACUGAGAUAACAAGUUGGUUAACACGACCAUUUGUUGUUUCUCAUCCUCCACAAUUCUCUUUCAAGCAUCACAAACCGGAUCCCAUCACCAUCUCAAGUAUCAUUCCAUUUCCAUCACCAUUUCAUCCAGUGCCUUGAUAUAUCUAUCCAUCUAGCCAGUUUGAGAAGGGUCCAUAUUGUGCCCGUAUCAAACAUCCUAGCAUAUAUAUAUAUGAGUUUUGCAGCUUCACCUCUGCAAAUUGCUGUUUGCUACGGCCUAACCAUAUUUAGAGCAAUGUAAUUUUAUUAGGAUUCAUCUGGAAUUUGGUUUGCUUUUUGUUUACUUUUGUUGGUUUUAGAAUUUCGGUUUAGUUUUUUUUCAUUUAAUAAUAUAAAUGUGUCAUCAUCAUACACAGAUAAUAAGUUGCUUGUCUGCCUCGUCUCAACCUUAGUGGGAACCAAGUAAUUGCGCGUGGACUUGACGCUUAACAUAAACAAAACAAAAAAGUUAUUCCAAACAUAUAGGUUGGCACGAAAUAUGUCAAUUUCCUUAAUUCGAUGUAAUCUCGUCUGAUAGUAAUAUAUAUUUCUACAAAACUGACGAGUUAUUACUUAUUACAUUGCGAGAUGAAAUUGUAAAAUUUCUCACAUGUUUUAAGCCGCCAAACGUCACGAUACAUGGUAUAUAUAAGUAAGCUUAAGAAAAGCCAAGGUCGUUAUAGAUCAGGCUGCAUUUGACACGGUAAACCAGAAAGUGAAGUUACCUACAAGGCUACAACCUGUCAACAAUAGCUAAUUACCAGUUUUUAAAAUAACACAUGGUUAUCUACAACUCUUAAUAUAUUUAUUAUAUUAUAUGCUUCCGAUUGGUGCUCCUCCAUGUAGAUGGUUCCUCAAGAAAACUUCCCAAAUCAAGAGACUUGGUAAGCACUACUGGUUUUGAUAUUCCAAAUCAAUAAACAAAAACUUAUAAGAAGUGUAUAUCUAUGUGAUACUGUAUGUGCUUGCAUGAUUAAACUGUCCAGAUAUUAAAUAAUCAUUCUAAAAUCAUUUACUUUAGUAGAAUUAAAUAUAAUCUUCUUAAGCUAUAUAUACAAAAGCUUGUCCUCUUGUCUCCACCACCAACGAGGACAAGAGCUUUCUCAGUUUCUCCAUCUCUACAGACAAACGAAAGACGUUUGAAACAGAGAUCGAUGGCAGCUCUUAAGACAAUGCAAGCUCUGAUCUUUCUUGGUCUAUUGGCCACGUCCUGUAUGGCUCAAGCUCCGGCUCCUGCACCCAUCAUGGUUCUCCCACCGGUAGAGUCUCCCUCUCCUCCUCCUGCUAUUACACCAACCGCUGAGCCACCUUCUCCAGUACCGGUUGCUUCACCACCGGUUAUGGUUACCGAGCCAACUCCAGCUCCGGCGACUCCUCCCACUGUCUCAUCACCGACCAAGUCUCCAAAAACUUCCCCUGUCGCUUCUCCCCCGAAACCAGAAGCCAUGGCUCCAGGCCCAUCAGGACCAACACCAUCACCAUCUCCGGCUGCUGAAGGACCAAUUGCUGACUCAUCAUUGACUAACAAGGCUUUCCUUGUGAGCACCGUCAUUGCCGGAGCCUUGUACGCCAUCGUCUUGGCUUAGGAGAGCCUUGUGUACAUUACCCUCUUUCUCUAUCCUUUGCUUUUUGGUUGCUCUCUUUUUUUUUUUAACUUGUCAUGAUUUGUUUGAAGAAUCUUUAUAUUCUCUCUAAUACAUUCUGUGUUUCUUCCUCUUUGUUGGUGGUUUAUGUUUUCUUUUUAUUCUU
Molecule: messenger RNA, 4348 nt
Organism: Raphanus sativus (radish)
Lineage: Eukaryota; Viridiplantae; Streptophyta; Magnoliopsida; Brassicales; Brassicaceae
Product: classical arabinogalactan protein 3-like
Exons: 1
Coding region: 3754-4185 (143 amino acids)
Source: RefSeq, a predicted model, not a curated record